Molecule: messenger RNA, 993 nt
Organism: Boeremia exigua
Lineage: Eukaryota; Fungi; Ascomycota; Dothideomycetes; Pleosporales; Didymellaceae
Product: ketopantoate hydroxymethyltransferase-domain-containing protein
Exons: 2
Coding region: 1-993 (330 amino acids)
Biological process (GO): pantothenate biosynthetic process
Cellular component (GO): mitochondrion
Molecular function (GO): magnesium ion binding; 3-methyl-2-oxobutanoate hydroxymethyltransferase activity
Source: RefSeq, a predicted model, not a curated record
AUGAACACACUCCGGAUAGCUUCGCAAUUAUGUCGGCCCAAAUUGUCCUCGUCAGUGUCAGUUCCGACAAGGCUGGCGCCCAUCAUCAAUACUCGCUGGAGCUCACACUCGCCUCUCGGUACAACUUUCACAACAAGAAAGCCUGUCACCAUCAACACCAUCCAGAGUCUAUACCGUAAGAAAGAACCGAUUACUGUUCUCACUGCCCACGACUUCCCAAGUGCACAUAUCGCCGACCAUGCUGGAAUGGACAUCAUCCUCGUUGGUGAUAGUCUUGCCAUGGUCGCUAUGGGUAUGGACGACACGAGCGAAGUGUUGCUCGAUGAGAUGAUUCUGCACUGCAAAUCAGUAGCACGAGCUACUAAAGGUGCUUUCACAGUUGGAGACCUACCGAUGGGUAGCUACGAGAUUUCUCCCGAGCAAGCUCUUGCUUCCGCCAUCCGGGUAAUCAAAGAAGGCCGUGUUAAGGCGGUCAAGCUUGAAGGCGGAAAAGAUAUGGCACCGACUAUAGCCAAGAUCACCGGAGCCGGUAUCCCUGUGCUGGCUCACGUUGGCCUUACGCCCCAGCGACAGAAUGCUCUGGGUGGCUUCCGCGUCCAAGGCAAGACCACCUCUUCAGCAAUGAAAUUCCUUGAGGAUGCACUUGCGGUACAGGAGGCUGGUGCAUUCGCCACAGUUAUUGAAGCAGUACCCUCAGAGGUUGCUGAACUGGUGACGAAGAAGCUCAGCAUUCCCACCAUUGGCAUCGGGGCGGGCAACGGCUGCUCAGGUCAGGUCCUAGUUCAAGUUGACAUGCUCGGCAACUUUCCGCCAGGUCGUUUCCUGCCGAAGUUUGUCAAGAAGUUUGGAAAUGUGUGGGAGGAAUCGCUCAAGGCCAUUGAGCAGUACAAGACAGAAGUGAAGAGCCGAGCUUAUCCUGCCCCGGAACAUACGUAUCCUAUGCCAAGGGAGGUUUUUGAAGACUUUGAAAAGGCCGUGAACGAAAGAGAGUGA